Molecule: messenger RNA, 894 nt
Organism: Phytophthora megakarya
Lineage: Eukaryota; Oomycota; Peronosporomycetes; Peronosporales; Peronosporaceae
Source: the annotation of a GenBank genome assembly
AUGAUCGCAGCGGGAUCGUGGGAUCAAAUGUGCCAAAGGGCGGAGGAUCUGUUGGAGGCUUGUGAUAAGUGGAAUUUAUCGAUCAGUGUGACAAAGAGCUUCUGGGGCAUGGAUAAGGUACGAUAUCUGGGGCACCGAGUGUCGACCGAAGGUCUAGAGGCGAACCCAAAAGAUCUGAAAUCCCUGACCGAUCUGCCAUUUCUCGGGUCACUUCGAUCCAUGCAGUCGUUCCUGGGUAGUCUGAACUACUACAGCCGAUUCAUUGAAGACUACACUAUCUACGCCUCGGUGCUAUAUGAACUACGCGAGGUGGAGUUUGCAGAACUGGAGAUACGAUCGGAUCUGAGGAAGAUCAUGGACCAGAACGACCCGAUUGCACGGGAUAACGGUCCACAAAAACUACAGCUGGCGGAACCAUUAGAUGAGAGGUGGAUCAGGGCUCAUAAGGCCUUCAUCACCCUGAAAACCAAGAUCGCGACGACUCCAAUUCUCCGCCACUUUGACGAGACGAGAACGGCGUCGCCCCAUGAAGCCGAACGAGUUGAAUUACAAUGUGACCAAAAAGGAGGUGUUGGUAUUGCUGAGGAUCUUGGAUCUCUACUACAAUUAACUAGUGGAACGGGCAAGAUCCGGGUUCUAACGAGGCAUUCCACCUUAGCCUGGCUGUUCAAGCCGACAGAAUUACAGGGUCGCCUAGGACAAUGGUCGGUUCUCCUGGCCCCGUGGACUCUCGAGAUCACAAAGUACACGAAAGACGAGGACGAGAUACUGGGUGCGAUCGCUACUAGCAUCACGCCGAGGGCGAAGAUGGACGACCCUUUAACCGACAUCGCUCCUCGGAAGGAACUUAAACGCCGGAUCCAAACACCGAUACCCACCGUGGAUCGAGAAUAG